Messenger RNA from Fonsecaea nubica, 3339 nucleotides. RefSeq lists its product as hypothetical. Lineage: Eukaryota; Fungi; Ascomycota; Eurotiomycetes; Chaetothyriales; Herpotrichiellaceae. The transcript has a single exon. The coding region runs from base 1 to 3339 and encodes 1112 amino acids. Gene Ontology annotation, molecular function: protein binding. The record is from RefSeq and is a predicted model, not a curated record.
AUGCCUCUAGCCGACUCCACUGGCGCUCAGCAUCUCGCCCUCUCCGUCCAAGAUUGGCGCAAGCAUCAGCAAACCAUUCACGACCUUUACAUUUACCAAAAUCUCUCUUUAAAUGCAAUCCGCGAGCAGCUCCAAGAACAAUACUCUUUCGAUGCCAGUAUACCACAGUACAAACGGAAGCUUAAAGAAUGGCGAUACUCGAAGAAUCUCAAAGCUUCCACCUGCAAAGCGCUCGGUGAUAGCUUGGAGCGACGACGUCUGACGGGCUCAAAUGCUGUCACGGUGGUCGACGGUGUCACUCUGAGCCCCAAGAGAUUGCAGAGGGCUCUAAGGAGACAUCAUGUACCGACCUUGGAGGGAAAGUUCGGAUUGAACCAAAGGACAACCACUCCCGAAGGGGUAUCUAUCCGCAGGUCCAUUGUGGAAUCUCUCUCACUCUCGAACAUCAAGCUUCCCUCAUUUUCGUGGUUGCAGCAAGCACUACAGUUCUCGGCAACCUUACAACAUGCAACCCCAAAUCCCUUCGUACACGCGCAGUCACCACAAUCCCAUUCAACGGAACCCAUUGAAGCAUCCAACAACUUUGUUACGGUCGAUGUUUUAUCUAUGCCUUUAGAUAAAGCAGCCGCCUCAGGAAUGCUCAACUAUCUUCCCAGACUGGAACCUGACUAUGCGGGCCAGAACUUCAAUUCAUUGAUCCACCAAGCCGGAAGCGUCGACCUGCAUUCACUUAUCAGCUAUGUCAUAUAUCUCGGUGCAAACAAUCAUCUAGAGGAGGAUCAAUUUGACCACUUCAUGGACCAGGUAUUGCCUCAAAGCAACCGGGAUACGCUCAAAUAUUUGGCGCGCUCGAAAUCAGUGUGUACAUGGAAGUUCACAGAGCUGGUCCUGUUCUACGCGGCACGGACCGGUAGGUAUGACUUGGUAGACCUGCUGAAGUAUCAGUGGACCUUUGGCAGUAUACUAACACCGAGAACCAAGAAGGUACUGGAGUGGAUGCUAAUUGAGGCGAUACAACGAGGUCAUGAAACGUUCGCCUUGACCCUUUUGAAAGAAAAGAUUGGAAACAAUGGGUGUCGAAUCGUUGACUUGAUCUCCCAAAUCGAUAAAGACCUUCUGAGACACGCAGCACACUUUCAACCCAGUAUAUGUCUAUUUAUUCUUGACUCAAUGUCUACCAUCGAAAAGGCUCAAGUCCUACCGGUAGCCGCCAAAGCUGAGUUGUCAAUUGAGGUCAUUUCUUCCCUCAUAUACGAAGGUGCUGACGUUAAUGCAACGGAUGAUGAUGGAUGUGCUGCUCUUUGCUACAGUGCUCGCAAUGGAGACUUCGAGUUGACACAGCUUCUGCUGCAAAAUGGAGCGUCUGUCGAAGGAGCCGGCAGUGGCUGGUUUGAUAAGUCUCUGGACGCCCGGUGUAUUCCUCCUUUGUUUUUCGCCGCUCAAUCGGGUCACAAGGAUAUCUGUGAGCUGUUGUUGCGGGCGCUUGCGGACGUGGAGUCUUGUUGGCACCAACCAGGCCCUCGUCAGAACCUUGACGGACAGCGCGGAGCCUUGAUGCAACUCCGUAGCUUCAGAAAUGCUGUCGAGGUGGCGAUAUGGAAUGAUCAAACCAGCGUCUUGGAAUGCCUCGUCGCGCAUGGCGCAAAUAUGAACGGCACGGAGAGCUAUUCGCCACUUGUCUUUGCCAUGGAAAAGGGUUCUUCUAACUCCGUUGAACUCCUGAUUCGGUACGGAGCAGAUAUUCACAAAUACUGUCUCAGUGAGAUAGGAACAGAAGUUCGCAAAUACUGGCGCGCGCCAAAACCAGUAAAACGCAAAUUCUGGCUCGGUGGGCCAAAUACAGAAAUACGCAAACACUGUCUCAGUGAGAUGGAAACAGAAAUUCACAAAUACUGGGUCGGCAUGUUCGGCGAGACAAAAACAAGGAUCACCGCCUUGCAGGCAGCGUGUUCCGCAGGGGACAAAAAAGGUGUAUCACUUUUGAUCGGCGCCGGUGCCGAGAUCAAUGAUCCUGCCAUGGAACAUGGGGGGAUGACGGCACUGCAAUGUGCUGCUCGGCGCGGAGAUGAAAGACUCGUGGAAUACUUAUUGGACUUGGGUGCAGAAGUCAACGCACCUUGCGCACAAGAUGGUGGGCUCUCAGCUUUGCAAGCAGCAAUUCUCAGUAAAAAUGAAACCCUGGUCAGAAUUCUCCUAGCCCGGGGAGCAAACGUGAACGGGAACAUCUCUCAGAAGAAUGGACGUAGCGCAAUAGUGGCCGCCGUCGAAGCAGAGGCAGUGUCUGUAUUCUGGGACUUGGUUGCGGAGCGUGCUGACCUUUCUACCAUCAAACUGGACGACGGCACUUACUGUUGCCCAUUCCUCACAGCGGCAAAAAAGAGUUCCACAUAUUUCGUCAACCUCUUGCUUGGUCUUAUGAUCGACAUUGAUGCUCGCCUGGACUCUGGCUAUUCCCUCGCCGAAGAAGCUAUACGGUCAUCGACGUUGGGAAGUUGGAGAGUUGUAGGGACCAUCCUCAACCACAGCCCUGCCGUCCGACUUUCCUGUUGUCAGGAUCGUACACCCCUCGUUGACAUGUGGGAUGGCAUUGAUCUGAGCUUCAUUCGGAUACUUGUCGAGAGGGGGAUGGAUAUCAGUCAAGAAUUUGUUGGUGAUGAUUAUUUUGAUUUUUCGUUUCGUCAGGAGUCAGGCGGCGCAAAAUACAGAUCGUUCUUGCAAAAAGCAUGUGCAAUGGGAAACUUGGAGACUGUCGAGUAUCUUCUGUCAGCAGGCGCUGACCCCAAUGCCCUUCCCUACCCUAAUUUCGAUGAAAUGGACGAAGAGGUGACCGGGACGGCUCUCCAGCUCGCAAUCAUGAAAGAACAACCCCAUCUCAUCAAGACACUGCUUCGCUACGGGGCAGACGUUAACACGCCUCAUCCUGGAUACUGCGGACGUACAGCUUUACAAGCCGUAAGCGCAGCUGGGGAUCUACAACUCGUGGAGUUGCUGCUCGACCAUGGAGCGGAUGUCAAUGCACCAGCCUCCGAUUGGGCUGGAAUGACCGCUCUUCAAGGCGCCGCCAUCGAGGGUUCUAUACGCGUUGUGCAGGUGCUUCUUUCAGCCGGCGCGGACGUCGGAGCCCCUGGAGCAAUGAACGAUGGUAGAACAGCUGUCGAUGGCGCAGCUGAAUGGGGACGACUGGACAUUGUUAAGCUCUUGCUCGAUCUUCACCCGCUUCAACGUGGCGAGUCACUCUCAGAGAUUUGCCGGCAGGCUGCCGAGUAUGCCAGGAAAGAGCAUCACUGGGCUGUGGUGGACCUUUUAGAAACCUACGAGAGAAUGCCGGGGUCUCCUUGA